Rubroshorea leprosula is the source of this 1246-nucleotide messenger RNA. The record is from the annotation of a GenBank genome assembly. NCBI's taxonomy places the organism in Eukaryota, Viridiplantae, Streptophyta, Magnoliopsida, Malvales, Dipterocarpaceae.
AUCCUCCGGUUGAUAACUUUGAAUUGGAAAAAAGGCUCUGCUUCUGAAACCCAAAAAAUGCCUAAGAAAUCCCUCCAUGAUUACCUCUCCAAGAUCAAAAUAUCCUCUCCAAAUCUUCCUCUUUCCUCCUCUAAACGUAUUCUCUCUGGAUGCAAGCACCCGAAGACCCUGUCAUUUGCCGUGGACAACACUCGAAAACAAGACGGUGAUGGCGGUGGUAACGAGGAGGCGGCAGCCACACUCGCCGAUAUCGACCGGUUUCUCUUGGAGAAUUUCAAGUCUCUUUAUAUUAAAGACGAGCAACAGAAUGAGAAAAAGGGUGAGGGUCAAGUUGAUCAAGUUAAAAGCCCAAGGGGGAUUUUGUUUGAGUCUCCAAGGUUCGUUGACCCACCGCCUGGCCUCCGAGGAUCCAGCCGGUUUUUCGUGGCUCCAGGCGUGACUGGCUCUCUCAUGGAGGAGGCACGGACGAGCCUCACCAGCCUCAACUCGGAAGACCACAAUGGCUCAAGCUCGACCUCCACAAAUACCACACUUAACGAAAACUCCUCUGCUAAAAGUACAGUGACAAAACUUGCCUAUAGUGACAUUAGCUCAAAUGAUUCCAGGGACGUCACGACCGAGACCCUCCCUCAAGAGUGCAUUGCGGUGCUAACGUACUCCCCGGAUCCAUACAACGACUUCCGCCGCUCCAUGCAGGAAAUGGUGGAUGCACGAAUGCAGCAUCAGGGGAAGCUCGACUGGGACUUCAUGGAAGAGCUCCUGUUAUCUUACUUAAACUUGAAUGAGAAGCAGUCUCACAGGUUCAUAAUGUGUGCUUACGCCGAUCUGGUCACUUUUCUCCGUCAAAGGGAGCGAAGAGCUCCGGUAAAAUCAAGGAGAACUCGAUAUACGAGCGAAAGGAAAAGGAAAACAACGAGGUUUGAGGAGGAGACGUGAGGAGUUGGCAACCAGAUGAAGGGUACCUUCUUCCAUUCGUAGUUUUAAAAACUUGUCUUUCGCCCUCAGACCUUAGCAUUACGGUUUUUCUAAUCUAAUAUACAAAGUCAAAUGUGGGCUUUUCAAGAACAUGGUGAUUUGUUUAUGAUUUAGGUUUGUAUAGUGGUGGUUUAAUUGGUGUUAGAUUUGGUGUGAGAAACUAGGGAAGAAGGUGAGUUGUUUUUACGUUGUCUAUUGCUUGUUCCCAAGGAAUUUUGUAUGGUAAUUGGUAUUGUACGUAGUUCCUGGGAAAUAUAAAUCAACAUUCACA